Molecule: messenger RNA, 1788 nt
Organism: Henningerozyma blattae CBS 6284
Lineage: Eukaryota; Fungi; Ascomycota; Saccharomycetes; Saccharomycetales; Saccharomycetaceae
Exons: 1
Coding region: 1-1788 (595 amino acids)
Biological process (GO): actin filament organization
Molecular function (GO): actin filament binding
Source: RefSeq, a predicted model, not a curated record
AUGGAUUGGCAAAAAAAUCGUCCUUCGAAGUUUAGAUUCAUUUUUGGUAAAGCUUCUAAUAAGAGGUUAUAUUAUGAUAAUGUUAAAGUGACUACAAAUGCAUGGGAUUCCAAUUUAUUAAAAACAAAUGGUAAAUUUAUUUCAUUGACAUGGAAAUCCACAGGUGGUGGAGCAUUUGCCGUUAUACCAAUUGAAGAGGUAGGUAAGUUUUCUGAUGAUGUCCCUUUGUUUCGUGGUCAUACUGCACAAGUUUUAGAUACAGAUUUUGAUCCCUUUAAUGACCAUCGUAUUGCUUCAGCAUCUGAUGACGGAAAGGUUGGUAUUUGGGAAAUACCUAAAAGGUAUUCAUUUGGUCGGUAUAGAAGUAUCAGCGGAGGUGGGUUUAAAUUGUCUAAGAAUAUUACACCUUUAAAGAUGUUAGUGGGGCAUUCGAAGAGAGUGGGGCAUGUUCUUUAUCAUCCUUUAGCAAAGGAUGUAUUAGCCUCAUCUUCAUUUGAUAAUUCCAUAAAAAUUUGGAGAGUGGAUACUGGUGAAGACUUAAUUACAUUACUGCAUCCUGAUUUGGUCACAUCGAUGUGCUUUUCAUUUGAUGGUUCUUAUCUUGUUACUGUGGCAAGAGAUCGAAUGAUUAGAAUUUGGGAUAUUAGAGCUCAGAAAAUUAUAUCUCAUUCUCUUGGCCAUGAAAGUGUGAAAAAACAAAGAGUUGCUUGGUUAGGUGAAUCUAAUAGAUUGGUAACUACGGGAUUUUCUCUUAUAGGUGAUAGACAAGUAGCUAUUUGGGACGGUUUUCAGUUAGAAAAGGGUCCACUGAGUGGAUUUUAUAAUAUCGAUUUUUCAUCAAGUAUCUUAAUGCCAUUUUUUGAUGAUUGCAAUAAUAUUUUAUAUUUGGUUGGUAAAGGUGACGGUAAUAUUCGUUAUUAUGAAUUUAGGAAUGAUCAAUUGUUCGAAUUAUCUGAAUUUUUUUCAACUGAUUCACAGAGAGGUUUUGCUGUUAUUCCGAGACGAAUGGUUGAUAUUAAGCAUAAUGAAGUAUUUAAAGGCUUUAAAACAGUACAGGAUAAGAGAAUCGAACAAGUGUCAUUUAUUAUACCAAGAAGAUCUAAAGAAUUCCAACAAGAUUUGUACUCAGAUGCUCCGUCUGAUAAACCUGCUUUGAACAGUUCAGAAUGGUUUUCAGGGAAAUCUGUUGAUGGUCCAAUUUUAAUAAGUAUGAAAUCAAUAUUUGAUGAUACUGAACCUAUUUUUAGAAAAUUCAAGAAACAUACUACCGAAGUGCCUCAUGACAUUAAUGGAAGCGAAACUGAUGUUAGUGAAGGAAGUUCAUCUGAUGAAUCCAAGCCUAAAACACCUACUCACCAAUGUAUAGAUAAGUCUACUGUUUCACCUCUUUCAAAUUCUACUGUAGUACAAUCGAGCGAUAAUACUGAUAAUAUGUCCUUUGAUGGUCCUACUGAUGUCGAGGAAGAAUAUGAAAACGAAAUUGAAACAAUGACAAUAAAUUCAUCCAUAAUCAAUAUUGAUAUUGAUGUGGCCCCUACAGUUCCAAUCAAUAUGGCUAUUGCUGGAGCAUCUACAAAACGUAACAUUAAAGACACUAUUAAGCAUUCCUCUGUGAAAUCCAAUGACAGAAUUUCUCAAGCUAAAGAAAAUAUCCAAACAUUAUUAGAUCUCAUUGAGAGAUUAGAUAUAUCAGUAAAUGAAUUGUCCAAAAUUCAACAAACAGAAAGCUCUUUCGAACGCUUAAAACCCUACGAUAGAAUGAUCAAGAAGAUUGAUCGUCUAAUAUAG